UGCGGUUGUCUAGUAGCUAAUUCCUUAGAGACACUGACACACAGUUCCAAUUUUAAAAAGAAAAAGAAAAAGAAAAAAAACAAAAACAAAAUUUCUGUCUUUCAGGUAAAGACCCAAAAUGAAUAAAAUUAAGCAUCACAUAAAAAUUUGCACGAACAGCCAAUAGGGUUUGCAAAUGGCAAAUAAACUCUACGGGUAUGGUUCAAGCUACGGAGCGACUGCUUCAUCAGCAUCAGCAUCAGCCCUGAAACGGUACUUAUCGGAUUCUGAUCCUUCAAAGUACUCCUCCUCCUCCAUUAUGUACUCCUCCGACAGAGCCAUUGCCUCUUCAGCGGCGGCGACGGGGGUGCCAUGGACCCCACCUCCCGGUGUUGAUGUUCCUCCUGCCUCUAUUGAACCCCACCUCCUUGCUGGCCUCAAACGCUCUUCUGAAGUGCUCUAUCAUCCGACUGUUAUGGGUGCCCAUAACACAAUUGGGCAAACUGAAGCUUGGUAUUCUACAAACUAUUUAACCAAGCGUUCUAGAUUCGAGAGUGCAAGCAAUUACUCUAUAUAUCCACAGAGACCAGGAGAGAAGGAUUGUGCCCACUAUAUGCUCACUCGUACCUGUAAAUUUGGAGAUAGCUGCAAGUUUGACCAUCCUGUUUGGGUUCCUGAGGGUGGAAUCCCAAAUUGGAAAGAGGUUCCACUUGCUGCUACAACUGAACCCCUCCCUGAGAGACCGGGAGAGCCUGACUGUCCUUACUUCCUAAAAACUCAGAGAUGCAAGUAUGGUUCAAAAUGCAAGUUUAAUCAUCCAAAAGAUGAAUUGGCUUUGGGUAGUUCACAAAGCAACGAUGUUUUUGCCUUACCAGAGAGGCCUUCCGAGCCCAUAUGUGCAUUUUAUGCAAAGACUGGGAGAUGCAAAUUUGGUGCAACAUGCAAAUUCCACCAUCCAAAGGAUAUCCAGAUAGCAUUAGGACAAGAGAAUUGUAACAUAAUGCAAAACGAAGCAGCAGCUAUGACUCAUGGAACAACUGGAGAUGUCAAUGCGGUUAAGGCAUGCAUAUCAUUCAACCAAGCCUUAUUACAUAAUUCCAAAGGACUUCCAAUACGUCCGGGUGAAGUGGAUUGUCCAUUCUACCUGAAAACUGGAAGUUGUAAGUAUGGUGCCACUUGCCGCUAUAAUCAUCCUGAUAGGAAUGCAAUCAAUCCACCUGCUGCUGCAAUAGGCCAUCCCCUUCUUGCCUCUCCUGCAGCUAAUCUGAACCUUGGAGAUAUUAAUCCAGCUGCCUCUAUAUAUCAAGCUAUUUAUCCAAGCUUUUCUUCGCCAAUGCUCGGAGUGGGACCAACUAUAUACCCUCAAAGACCUGGACAUGCAGAAUGUGAUUACUAUAUGAAGACUGGUGAGUGCAAAUUUGGGGAAAGAUGUAGGUUCCAUCACCCUAUUGAUCGGUCAGCACCAACUGCAACACAAGCCCAACAACAGGCUGUUAAGCUCACUCUUGCAGGGUUACCUAGGAGAGAGGGUGCUGUUCACUGUCCGUAUUAUAUGAAGACUGGCACAUGCAAAUAUGGUGCUACAUGCAAAUUUGACCAUCCACCCCCUGGAGAGGUCAUGGCUAUUGCAUCACAAGGUACAUCCACUUCUGCUGGUGAUGUGGAAGGAGCUGAAGGUGGAAUUGUCCAAGUGCUGUAGCAGGAUGGAAAGAUCUUUCUAUGGACCUUUUUGGCCCUCGUUGAUUGAUAUGCUUGCAUAUUUAGCAGGAUACAGGCCAGACAUCUCUGAUCUGCAAUCAGUAAAGUGAAUUUAGCAUGUGUUUUUCCUGAACUGGGUAGGCCUUGUUUGUAUUUUGAUUUUCUAGUAAGGAGGUUGAAUAUUUUGUUUUGUAAUAGCAGUUGGGUGUUUUAUAUAAGCUCUGGUAUUUAUAUAUUAUAGACUAGCAAAAGUUACGUAUAUGUUCCUGAAACGAAAUAUAAUUAAAUUCUUAAAUUCUUAAACUUCA
Ricinus communis (castor bean) is the source of this 1985-nucleotide messenger RNA. Its product is annotated as zinc finger CCCH domain-containing protein 37. NCBI's taxonomy places the organism in Eukaryota, Viridiplantae, Streptophyta, Magnoliopsida, Malpighiales, Euphorbiaceae. Gene Ontology annotation, molecular function: mRNA binding; metal ion binding. The transcript has 12 exons. Bases 176 to 1678 code for a protein of 500 amino acids. The record is from RefSeq and is a predicted model, not a curated record.